UCCGCGACGCUCCCCCGCUGCCCCGGCCAUGGGGAAGGGGCUGGAGGGGACAGCGGCCCGCUGCGGGCUGGGACUGGGAUACCUGCUGCAGACCGUGGUGCUCCCCGCCCUGGCCGUCCUGGGGGCCAGCCGCCCCGGCUCCGCGGCGCAAGAUGACGACUUUUUUCAUGAGCUUCCAGAAACUUUUCCAUCUGAUCCUCCAGAGCCAUUGCCCCACUUCCUCAUUGAACCCGAAGAGGCUUACAUUGUGAAGAACAAGCCUGUGAAUCUGUACUGCAAAGCAAGCCCAGCCACACAGAUCUAUUUUAAGUGCAACAGCGAGUGGGUUCAUCAGAAGGACCAUGUGGUGGACGAGAGGGUAGAUGAAACCUCUGGUCUGAUUGUCCGGGAGGUCAGCAUCGAGAUUUCCCGGCAGCAAGUGGAGGAGCUCUUCGGGCCGGAGGAUUACUGGUGCCAGUGCGUUGCCUGGAGCUCCGCAGGCACCACCAAGAGCCGGAAAGCCUACGUCCGCAUUGCAUAUCUCCGGAAAACUUUCGAGCAGGAGCCCUUAGGGAAAGAAGUGUCCCUGGAGCAAGAGGUCCUGCUCCAGUGCCGUCCCCCUGAAGGCAUCCCAGUAGCUGAGGUGGAGUGGCUGAAGAAUGAAGAGGUGAUUGAUCCCGUGGAAGACCGAAACUUUUACAUCACCAUCGAUCACAACCUGAUCAUCAAGCAAGCCCGGCUUUCUGACACCGCCAAUUACACCUGUGUUGCAAAAAACAUUGUGGCCAAAAGGAAAAGCACCACAGCGACUGUGAUAGUCUAUGUGAAUGGAGGCUGGUCCACCUGGACAGAGUGGUCUGUGUGUAACAGCCGCUGCGGGAGGGGCUUCCAGAAGCGCACGAGGACCUGCACCAACCCUGCCCCGCUCAACGGCGGCGCCUUCUGCGAGGGCCAGAGCGUCCAGAAAAUAGCUUGCACCACUCUGUGCCCAGUGGAUGGCAAGUGGACAUCCUGGAGCAAGUGGUCCACCUGUGGCACGGAGUGCACCCACUGGCGCCGGAGAGAGUGCACGGCCCCAGCUCCCAAGAAUGGGGGCAAGGACUGCGAGGGGCUGGUGCUGCAGUCCAAGAACUGCACGGACGGGCUCUGCAUGCAGGGUUUCAUUUAUCCUAUUUCAACUGAACAGAGAACCCAGAAUGAAUAUGGAUUUUCUUCUGCUCCUGACUCGGAUGACGUUGCUCUCUACGUGGGGAUCGUCAUCGCCGUGAUCGUGUGCCUGGCUAUUUCCGUGGUCGUGGCCCUGUUUGUCUAUCGCAAGAACCACCGGGACUUUGAGUCCGAUAUUAUUGACUCCUCGGCACUAAAUGGGGGAUUUCAGCCUGUCAACAUCAAGGCUGCAAGGCAAGACCUCCUGGCAGUGCCACCAGACCUCACUUCUGCUGCAGCCAUGUACAGGGGUCCUGUGUAUGCCUUGCAUGAUGUCUCUGAUAAAAUCCCAAUGACCAACUCGCCGAUCCUGGACCCACUCCCCAACCUGAAGAUCAAGGUUUAUAACACCUCUGGUGCAGUCACUCCCCAGGAUGACCUCUCUGACUUCUCCUCCAAGCUGUCCCCACAGAUUACGCAGUCUCUGCUGGAGAAUGAGACCCUGAACAUGAAGAACCAGAGCCUUGCUCGGCAAACUGACCCAUCGUGCACCGCAUUUGGAACCUUCAACUCCUUAGGAGGCCACCUGGUAAUUCCCAAUUCGGGAGUAAGUUUGCUGAUCCCAGCAGGAGCUGUUCCACAAGGGAGAGUCUAUGAGAUGUAUCUGACAGUUCACAGGAAGGAGAACAUGAGGCCACCUGUAGAAGACAGCCAAACCCUGCUGACACCAGUGGUGAGCUGUGGCCCACCAGGAGCCCUGCUCACCCGGCCCGUCAUUUUAACCAUGCACCACUGCGCAGAGCCAAACACAGAGGACUGGCAGAUCCAGCUGAAGCACCAGGCUGCCCAGGGACCGUGGGAGGAUGUGGUGGUGGUCGGAGAGGAAAACUUCACCACCCCGUGCUACAUCCAGCUGGACCCAGAGGCCUGCCAUAUCCUGACAGAAACGCUCAGCACCUAUGCCUUGGUGGGACAGUCGAUCACCAAGGCAGCAGCCAAACGUCUCAAACUGGCCAUCUUUGGACCGCUGUCCUGCUCUUCCCUGGAGUACAGCAUCCGGGUCUACUGCCUCGAUGACACGCAGGAUGCUCUUAAGGAGGUCCUCCAGCUUGAGCAGCAGAUGGGCGGACAGCUUUUGGAAGAGCCUAAAGCUUUGCAUUUCAAAGGAAGCACCCACAACCUCCGUCUGUCCAUUCAUGACAUUGCCCAUUCCCUCUGGAAGAGCAAGCUGCUGGCUAAAUACCAGGAAAUUCCCUUUUACCACAUCUGGAGUGGAUGUCAGAGGAACCUGCACUGCACCUUCACACUGGAAAGGUUCAGUCUGAAUACCCAGGAGCUGGUGUGCAAACUGUGUGUGCGGCAGGUCGAAGGAGAAGGACAGAUCUUCCAGCUCAACUGCUCCGUCUCAGAGGAACCUAGUGGUGUCGAUUUUCCUCCCCUGGACUCAGCGGGCACCAUCACCACCAUCGUGGGGCCCAGCGCUUUCAGCAUCCCGCACCCGAUAAGGCAGAAGCUGUGCAGCAGCCUGGAUGCUCCGCAGACCAGAGGCCACGACUGGCGCAUGCUGGCCCACAAGCUGAAACUGGACAGGUAUUUAAAUUAUUUUGCUACAAAAUCAAGUCCCACUGGGGUGAUCCUGGAUCUCUGGGAAGCCCAGAAUUUCCCUGAUGGCAACCUGAGCAUGCUGGCAGCAGUUCUUGAAGAAAUGGGAAGACACGAAACGGUUGUUUCUUUGGCAGCGGAAGGCAAUUACUAACGCAGCCUUGGCAUGACCAGGAAGGACAGAUGCAGGGAGUGGUAAUGCCCUGUUGUUGCAAACGAGGAUUGAAAUGAAAACCCAGACCAAUGAGUUACACAAGAGACGUUUCGGAGAAGAAAGCAAGCAAACAAAUGGAAAAAAAAAAACAGCCCUGACCUUCACACGUGCUCUCCUUGUACAUUAUCACAGGAUCAGAAAGAGAUCAUGCAAAGUUGUACCUUGAAAAUAUAAAUCAACCUAAUGUUCCUCUCGGCUUGGCUGUACACUGCUUGGUACAGGUUUUUACAGUUUCCUAGGAAACGCUUUUUAUUGCUAUCCAGAUAUAUGGAUAAACUUUCUUAACAAUCCCAGUUUCUAUGGAUGUUGUUUACAUCAAAUUCUGGACAGGGGUAAGGAAACUGUCCAUGGCUCUUUAUAUUUUUUGUUUAAAGCCAUUGUAGACAAGGCUGUGGACAGUUGGUUGUGGCUAUUUCAGCUUAUUGGUUUCUGGUGAAUUCAGAUUUUGGCUACAAUUCUGCACAUUGGUUGUCUCGCAGUGAUCCUCCUGUCAUUGUUCUGUUUCCUAGACCUACUUGUAAAAAAAAAAACAACAAAAACAAACCAAGAACAUCAGGGUGUGCAUCUGGAAAGCAGGUACUCUGGCUGAUAAGCAGGAACACACAAAAUGUUCCCUUUCUUCCCCAAGACAGUCCCACUGAGCCUGUGUGGAGAAUAGCUCUUAAGACAGUGGGGAAUGAAGGAUCUGAGUUCAUUUUCAAAUCACACCCUUUCCACCCCUUUGCUAUAUGAGGGGCCAGAUAUGCAAUUCAGAGUGGUUGGAGGGGAGGGGGAGAAACCCAGAAAAAUAGAAAAAAAAGGAGAAGUUGCUAUGAUAGUUAUUUACUGAUCAGUAUCUAGUGCAAGGAUUAUAAUGACUAUUGUUAUUACCAUUAUCACUUUAUUUCUAAUAUUGUCAGCAGCAGAAUGAAUAAUUUCUGGUUUUAUGGAACCUGUUGUCCCCUCUCUGAAGGUCUUUUAAGACGUGUCCCUCUCUAUGCUGUCUGUCCUUCCCUCUCUCAUCGUGCUCCUCCUCCAAGGUCCUCUGCCAGCCCGCAGGGGCUGCUCACCUUGUGUUAGCAUUGCUGUGCCCCGUGCCCAGUGCCAGGGCAGCAUGAACGGUGACACUCCUCUGAUCUUUGCUCACCAAGUGUCUCACCCUGGCAUGGUUUGCACCACCCUGGUGCCUCCAGGUUGCUCCAGAAAGCAGUCCUGUCCUGAGGCAUCUGUGAACCAGACAUGGCCUCCCAGUCCAUAGGGACCACUGGUUCCUGACCGAAAGUGCAAGCAUGUGGAGGCAUCCACCACCUGAUUUGUGCAUCCAAGGUGGGCCUCCAUAGUUUUUGCUUUGUUUUGUGGCAUUCUAAGAGCCAGUAGCUGCUGUUAGCUUUCCACAGAGCUGCAGGUCUCCCUGAAACCCACCACCUCCAGUAAUGCUUACUGCGACAGGGCUGCUGACAGCCCAGCAACCUGUUGGGUCACUUCUGUGUGAGAUGCCCUCGGUGGAUCUCCACAGAUAUUCCCAGGCAUUGCUGCAGCCAGGGAAGCGUGUGCUCCGUGGGCCAGUGCAGGGCAGUGGAGUGGUAAAGUUGAAAUCCCUUGUGCUGCAGUUUGCUGCUUUUGCUGCUCCUGCCGCCACCGCUGCCACCGCGGUGCGGUCCUCGAUGGCUGGCCAGGGAACACUUGUCGCUCUUACAGCCCUUACAAAACAGAUGAGAUGGGAACUUUCCAAAAGGAGCAAACCAAAAACGGUCGUCACUGCAAGCGUAUUUUGUUCUGUUCAGCGAAAAUUCUGACUUUGGUACGUGGCAGCAUGUAGGAUUGCAGUAGUUGCAGCCCAGCCUGACUGGGCUGUCAUUUAUGUCAGGCACAGAAAGGCUUUCUGCCCUAACCCAUUCACUCCUGGUUUCCAGCCAGGCCCUGGUUAUUGCUGUUGUGCACACGUGCAUGCCCCUGCCCACCUAUGAAUUACCAUUCCAUAUGCUUCCCAAGACUUCUUAGCUUGUUCUCUUUUGUGGUUUGGUUUUGCUUUCCCCAAGGCUUUCCAGAUUGCACCUUUGAAGGUAACUGAAAAUGUCGUUGGUCAAAAUGAAAAGAAAAUUUAAUCUGACCUCUUUUUCUAUUUGACAUUUCCAUAGCCUUGUCACUUUUUGCUUAUAAUUUCCCAGCUCCCUGACCAGUGAGUUAGGUUUUGAUUGACCACCAGGCAGCGAGCACAAAAAGUUCCCUUCCAUGUAAGAAGUAACCAGGCAGUUUGCAAACCAGCAUUUCAGUCAAAACUGGAGACCAGAGGACAUGCAUCGUAACUUUCAACAUCUGUGUGCAUUUUGCUUGUGUAAGCCCCACCUUCUCUUAAUGUGGAGAUGCCAUGGGCAUCUUCUCAAUGAACAACCCUCUUUUUCUUCACCUUGGGCAUCUGGUGCAGCCCACUGCAAUGCUAAUGGAAAUUUUGCUUUCAAGUUCUGAAGGGUUGGACUGGGGCUUCCAGCUCUGCCCUUUCUCCACACCUUUUACUUACCUGAGAGGGCUAAAAUCGCUCUGAAAGGUAGGUCUCAGCUUUUCUCCCUCCCAUGCCACCUUUAGGUGUAACCAGUUGUGUUUAGUUUGUGCUUCUUCACCUUUCCCAGGUGUCCUUGACUGCUCUUCCGAGGCAGGUGCAGGAAUUGAACUGUUCUUUGACCCUUAGGUUUUUUCAGCUCAGUCUGUGUUGGUUGAUCCCCAGGCCCGCUGGUGCUCCUCACCUCUCAGCUUUUCCUGGGUGGGCAGCAUGUGCACCCUUCUCACCAGGAUCAGGGCCACAAAGUCUCUCAUAUUUAUCUGUACUGCUGUGAGUUGAUGCUCCUUUGGCCAGCCCUCUGACCUGCGUUCUGAUGCCUUCUGCAAGAGAAGCAACUUGCAGAUGAACAACUUUUUCCACAGUGUUCUGGGGCAUUUUCCUUUCGCAGCAUCACAGUAAAGAGGAUUUAUUGCGAGGAAAAAUGCACACUCUGAUUAAGAUGAGCAUCUGCAGGGGUGGCUGGAGGUCAAGGACGUAACCCUUCAUCACUGUGCGUGACUUGGGCAGCAGCACGACUGUCACUGGGUGGUGAAGCUGCUGCUCUUCCACCCUGACUGCUCAGAAACCACCUGCAAUCCCAAUCACGGGCUGGACAGUUUCUCCAGCCUCUGCAGGCUCCCAGCACAGUCCCUUGGGUGCCUCAGCCCUGACAGGGCAGGGAGAAGCAGGGGAAGGCUCCUCCACAGAGCCACAGCUCAUCCCAGAAGCUCUGAGCCCAUUCUUUGCCGCUGCUGUAACAGCAGCUCCCACCUCACCUCACGCUUCCCUGCAUUAAUUUUGCUCAGAUUUUCCUUUUUUUCUGGGGGGAGUGGCAGUGGCAGGGACGGUGGGAGAGGGCUCUGGCUGGUGGUAUUCACAGCAGCAUCCCCAUCCUGCCGGAGAUGCGGGCAAGGAAGCAAGGGCAGCCAGAUCGGCUCAGGAUAUUAUUUUUGGUGGGAGAAAAGCCAGCAGCAGUGGCUCUGCCUGGAUUGCAUGAACACAGUGCCAUCUCGUGGGGCUGAGCCCUGGAUCCACCAUGGAACGGGGCAAAAGCUUCCUGUGCCGUGGCUCUGACAAAGACAUCUGGCAGGCAGAGCUGACUCUCAGAAGUUGUUGUAAGAUUUUAUGUCAGGUAAGCACAUCUGCUUUAAGAGAAAACAAACAAAGAAACAAAAGGCUGCAGGCUUCUUAUCCUCCGGUUAUUACUAUUUUUUUAAACACUUUUCCUCCUAGUUCUUCACCUCAUUACCGGAGCAAUUUUGCUGCUCUUCACACCAUCUCUUCACUACAUGUUGAUCGCUAGCGCUAUAAAUAGUAUAUAUAUUAUAUAAAUAUAUAUAAAAUAUCUACUGACGUCAAGGAAAACCUUUAAUUUCCGAGUAAGAAACAUUUAUCGGAGGCAGUCCUUUUCACCUUAUUUUUUUUCUUCAGUUCUUCUUGUGUUGUGUUCUUGUAAAGGUGACUGUCAGUGUAUAGGGUAAGUUUGGGGUUCGGUUGGGUUGUUUUGGUUUUUUUUUUUUUUUUCAAAAUUUAUGAUCACAGCUGAUCCACUGUGUCUCGCUAAACAGUGCAAGACCUAAGCGCUGCUUCAGUGGAUCUUGAAAAUUUUGCAGCAGUGAAGGUGUCUCCAGUCAAGAUUUGCUUUACUGGGAGACCAAGACUUUUUUUUCUGUCUCGCUGGCAGAAAUGCAGACGCUCGUGAGAUGUGUUGGAGUCUGCAGUACCCACAGAGCAAAACAUGUUGGUUCCUUGGGUUUCCUGCUAUUUUGGUUGCUUACAUAUAGAAUAAAUGUAUUUACAUGCUGUAAGCCUGUCAUUGUGGGCAGUGUCCUAAUGUCUUGUAUUGCUACCUACAAUAGUUUCUUUUCAG
Molecule: messenger RNA, 7326 nt
Organism: Hirundo rustica (Barn swallow)
Lineage: Eukaryota; Metazoa; Chordata; Aves; Passeriformes; Hirundinidae
Gene: UNC5C
Product: unc-5 netrin receptor C
Exons: 17
Coding region: 29-2881 (950 amino acids)
Biological process (GO): netrin-activated signaling pathway
Cellular component (GO): membrane
Molecular function (GO): netrin receptor activity; protein binding
Source: RefSeq, a predicted model, not a curated record